Mesorhabditis spiculigera is the source of this 264-nucleotide messenger RNA. The record is from the annotation of a GenBank genome assembly. Lineage: Eukaryota; Metazoa; Nematoda; Chromadorea; Rhabditida; Rhabditidae.
AUGACUGACCAGACGCCACUUAUUCCACAAUUGCGCGAGGCGCAAGGCCCAGUGAAGAACCUCAUCGUCUAUUCAGUGACCAUAAUUGCUGUCCCAUUGAUCUCGAUGUUUUUGCUUAAAAUGUUCCUCUUCCAAGGGAUCCUUGGCUACGGGCACGACGACGCCGUUCUCUACUCUGCCAUCUGCGCCGUGGUGCUUGUUCACGUCGUCCUCUUGUUCUGGAUCUUCUCAGCCACUAGCGCCCCGAAGACCGUCAAGAAGGAU